Molecule: messenger RNA, 2894 nt
Organism: Aphanomyces invadans
Lineage: Eukaryota; Oomycota; Saprolegniomycetes; Saprolegniales; Verrucalvaceae
Exons: 8
Coding region: 26-2626 (866 amino acids)
Biological process (GO): G protein-coupled receptor signaling pathway
Cellular component (GO): G protein-coupled receptor heterodimeric complex; membrane
Molecular function (GO): G protein-coupled GABA receptor activity
Source: RefSeq, a predicted model, not a curated record
GCACUGUCCAAUUCGGGUUGUAUCCAUGCCAACCGUGCCUUCCCAGCACGAUGCCGUUCGCCGAACUUGUCUCAAUGCUGCGUGGGUCACAUCCCAGGCGGCGGUACGCAAGGUGGACCCCCGCGCUCGCGACCCGACGACAAAUCGCUCCCUCUACCCAUGGCUCCGUGUUUCUGUGCCUUCGGCGCGAUUUCAGGUGCACGACCAUCGAAUGACGCCGACCGUGUACACGGCUGCGUGUGGCUACAAGGAGACGAUAUACGGUGUUGGGUCGACCGUGGACGCUGCGACGGGCACGAUCGUGAACCAGGGGACGAUUCCAGGCACGUUUGUGUCCGAGUGGGGCGGCUGGCCAACCCACGAGCUCACGUCGUACGUGAAUGCGAUCCUGCUCCAGGAAGUGCUAGGGUACGACGUGUCGUUUGUGCAUGCGACAGGAACUUAUGCGACGGAACGCAUGUCCACGAUGGGGCGGGGGCUUUGCACACCGACGCACUUGAACCCGGAAGUGUGGACAUCGUCCCAAAUGGCAGCGUUAAAAGUCCACGCGAACGAAUCGACGAUGGCCAACGUGGGGUAUUGGGGCAGGAGCGGGCUGUACACGUUGCAAGCCAACGUCGACGAUGCGCUGCGAGGGCCCCAAAGUACUCUGGGCAACUUGUCGCGUCCGUUCUCGGCCGACUUUUGGCGAGAGUUCACGUUAAGCGACGACCUGAUCGAGUACUUUUCCAUUGAUCGACACAAUCGGUCGCGCAUUGCCAAGGCCAAGUAUUGCCCCGAUGGCGUCGGGGGGUGUUUGGACGGUUGCUCUAAGUCAUACGCGUGCACACUGCAUGAAGGCCGCGGGAAAUCGUGCAUGCUCGUGCUCAUCAUGCGAUGGGACUACGACCCUGGGUAUCUCCAGGCGAUCAUGUCCAACCGCAACGUGCCUGCUUACUUUUGCUCCGCCGGCGACUCGAAUCUCCAGGAGUACGUUGUCGAGACCAUGCAGCGCAACGGCACGAUUGUGUUUUAUCAUUACGUGCCCGACAUGUUUCACACGGACAACCCGGGCAAGUUUGCGCGCAUCCUGUGGCCGCUGCCGGACCCGGCAGUCGUUGCGACGGCGACUGGCACGUUCGGGGAGCUCGGGUACGGCAACCCGACAACGAACCCCGUCGACGUUGACUAUCCCCAAGAAAACUUGAUGAAGAUCUAUGCCAACCUGUUGCGGAGCGACGAAUUGUUGGCGCACUACUUGAACCAGUUUGUCCUGACCCAGCUCGACGUGACGACCAUGCUGUCGAGUAUGGCGGCAUUUCAAGCCGACCCAGCGACGACGCAACCGGCCAACUUUGCCGCGGCCUGUCAGUGGGUCCGAUCCAACUACGACACGUGGACGUCGUGGCUCGAAACGCUGCCUCUCUGCGACAUCCGCCGACACAUGACGUAUACCAUGACGGGCUGCAACACCACGUUUCGGCGAGUGUCGUUUGCGUGGACCCGUCCAGACCCGACCAACGCGACCCUGCCAUUCGAGUGCGACGGGGGCAUCGUGACGUUACCAGGGGCAUUUCAAACGAGCAAGUCGUGUGAAUGGCUGUCGACGCACGAAAACGAAUGGACAGCGUGGACAAGUGCCCCGCCCCAUUGCGACCCGUCCUUCUUUGCGUACACGAUAUCGUCGUGCAGUGAGGCGUCGACGCGGGAAGUCGCGUUUGCGUGGAAUUUGCCCGAGGCGGCGAAUCCCGCGCGGUCCAGCGAGUGUACUGGCGGCGUCGCUCUCCCGGCCAAUGUCGUCCUCGACUGCGGGUAUGUCCCGUAUACGUCGUCGGCGUUCGUCGGGAUCGCGGUGUUGACGAGUGUGGUCAUGGUCCUAUUGACAGGCUUGACAGCCCUGGUCGUGUUGUUUCGAGAACGUCCCAUCAUUAAGCGGUCGCAGUGGCCUCUCCUCGUGCUCAUGCUGCUCGGCGGGUACUGCCUCUGUGCCACCGUGUUCCUCUUUGGCGGCCCUCCAUCGCCGGGUGUCUGCGGUGGCCGUCCCUUUGUCGCUUCGCUUGGGUACACGACCGUGUUUGGAUCGAUCUUGGCCAAGUCCCUCCGCGUGUACGCUGUGUUCAAUCAAAAGGCCAUGAAGCGCGUUGUGAUCACAGUGUGGCGGGCGCUGCAAUGGUUUAUCGUGGUCUUAGGGAUCGACAUGGGUACGGUCGACACCAUGCCACGUCGGCGAUGUCACAUUGGGGCAAUGGACAGGAAUUGUCGCCGUCUGGCUGGUCGUGGAUUUUCCGCAUCCGAUCUCGACGACCGUGCCAUCGACAGACUUUCACGGCGACAUCGACAUCCAGCAAUGCCGGUCGAGCAACUUCAUCUUCCCCACGCUGUCCAUCUUUUGGAAGGGCCUCGUCACGCUGGGCGGCGUGUACGUGGCGUUCCACAUCCGGAAGGCGGACAGCGAUUUCCAAGAGUCGGUUUGGAUGUUUGCGUCGUCGUGCAUGGUCAUUGUCGGCGGCGGCGUCAUGCUCGCGCUUACGUACGCCACGACCAUGUCCCCCGUGUCGACAUUUACACUCCAAGCGGUCGUGAUUCUCCUGUGCACGGUAACCCACCUCGAGAGAGCCGUGGAUGUGUCAAUUGUCGGCGUAGGUGACGGUGAUGGCGCUCAUGCUCGUGCCCAAGUUUUUCAAGUUGCACGCUGUGACGCCGAUCGAAGUGUUUCCAUCGAGGAAAACGUCCUCCAUGACGUCGUCGACCAAAUUGGCCGCGGCGAAAACGGCGCCGAACAAACCAACCCCGCCGUCCAACUCGCAGCGGCUCUCAAGUGGCUCCCAGAUCGCUCCAUCCAACUCGGCCGCUGCUCUGCUCACGUCCUCGGCGUCGCAAGGCACCGGUGAGAAUGCCAUCUCCGACGCAACGUC